AUGUAUACGCCCUUGAUGGUCGUGAUGGUUGACCUGGAUGACACCCGCCUGGCCACCGCCCGGUCCCUCGGUGCCAAUGAGACAAUCAAUUCUGCGACACCCGAUGCCAAGCAAAAACCGAUGGCCCUGACAGAUGGUCAGGGGUUUGACUCGGUCAUUGAGGCGGUUGGUAAUCCCGCGACAUUUUCUUUGGGUCAGGAACUUGUGGCCGUGGGCGGUGCGAUCGCGAAUGUCGGGGUCCACGGGACCAAAGUGGAUUUACACCUGGAGACACUUUGGGAUCGAAACAUCAACUAUCCUUUCCACGCGGCUGUCACAGCAUAUACGACAUCCCAGGCAGCAUCGCAGCACCAGGCACUCAAAGUGGCCAUUGAUUUUGCUCCAUAG
This is a messenger RNA of Penicillium alfredii, 387 nucleotides long. RefSeq lists its product as uncharacterized. Lineage: Eukaryota; Fungi; Ascomycota; Eurotiomycetes; Eurotiales; Aspergillaceae. The record is from RefSeq and is a predicted model, not a curated record. The transcript has 2 exons. Bases 1 to 387 code for a protein of 128 amino acids.